AUGGCUCGAUACCCUUCACUGCCCUCUCAACAAAGCCGGCCGGUGCACGCCACCCCGGCUCCUUAUGUGAACCACGCCUCGCCUUCUGACGCCAACUAUGAUACCGCCAACCCUGCAUACAUUCGCAAGUACCUGCGCACAUACGGCCUCACUCCUCCUCGCGCCGAGGGUUACGAAACACAAAAGACCCGAUGCCUGGCUCAGCUGGGUCUGAAGAACACCCCCAUCGAUAAAUUCCUAUACCUCAGCACUCUGCGCAAGAAUAAUGUGCACCUGUUCUACCGUCUGGUGACAGACCACCUCAGGGAAAUGACUCCCCUGAUCUAUACCCCAGUGGUGGGCGAGGCCUGCCAACGGUGGUCCGAGAUCUACCAACAGCCCGAAGGUAUGUACCUGAGCUGGGAGGAUCGCGGAAAUCUGGCUUCGGUCAUCUCCAAUUGGCCCGAGUCAAACGUUGAAAUCACAUGUAUCACCGAUGGCUCCCGCAUCCUCGGGCUCGGUGAUCUGGGCAUCAACGGCAUGGGUAUCCCCAUUGGAAAGUUGGCUCUCUACACCGCCUGUGCGGGUAUUCGUCCCGAGGCCACCCUGCCUCUGACUCUCGAUCUGGGUACUGGUAACAAGGCCCUCCGGGAAGACCCGCUUUACAUGGGCAGCCGUCGCGAGAAGAUCUCACCCGAAGAGGAGCGGGAGUUCUUGGACGAGCUGAUGGCUGCUCUUACCGAGCGCUGGCCUGGUAUCGUCAUCCAAUUCGAGGAUUUCAAGAACCCCUUCCCCGCUCUUGAGCGGUACCGUGACUCGUACACCUGCUUCAACGAUGAUAUCCAGGGUACUGGUGCUGUCAUCCUUGGCGGUGUCAUCAACGCUGUUAAGCGCUCCGGCCUGCCCUGCAAGGACCACCGCGCGGUGUUUUUCGGCGCCGGCAGCGCCGGUGUCGGUGUUGCUCGCCAGAUUGUCGAGUUCUUCAUGCGCGAAGGCAUGACCGAGGACGAAGCCCGCAACUGCUUCUACCUCGUCGACACCAAGGGUCUUGUCACCGCUGACCGUGGUGACAAGCUCGCCGACCACAAGGUCUACUUCGCCCGCCGUGACAACAACGCUGAGCAGUACAAGACCCUCGAAGAGGUCGUUGACUACGUCAAGCCCUCCAUCCUGAUGGGUCUCUCCACCAUGGGCGGCGUCUUUACCCCGGAGAUCCUGCGCAAGAUGGCUGACUGGAACACCGCCCCUCUCAUCUUCCCCCUCUCCAACCCCUCUUCCAAGUCCGAGUGUGACUUCGAGACCGCUGUCACCCACACCGACGGCCGCUGCCUCUUCGCCUCCGGCUCCCCCUUCCCCAACUUCACCUUCACCAACUCCGCCGGUGAGACCCGCACUUACUACCCCGGCCAGGGUAACAACAUGUACGUCUUCCCCGGUAUCGGCCUCGGCAGCAUCCUGUCCAAGGCCGUCCGCGUCACAGACAGCAUGAUCUACGCCUCUGGCGAUGCCCUCUCCACUGCCCUCACUGGCGAGGAGCUCGAGCGUGGUCUGCUCUACCCUGACAUCACCCGCAUCCGCGAGGUCAGUGUCGUCGUCACCCGCAAGGUGAUGCGCGCUGCCCAGGAGGACAAGGUGGACCGCGAGAUCUCCCUCCGCUCUAUGAGCGAUGUUGAGUUGGACAACUGGAUCAAGGCCCGCAUGUAUGACCCUCACACUGAGGUCCGCGCUCUGGAGCGUGAGGUCGGCCACCUUCUCUCCAGUCUGGGAACAAUCUCCCCUCCCAUCACGGCGAGUGGAUCCCCGACUGAGGAGAAGAAUGCCAAGCUGUAA
This is a messenger RNA of Penicillium expansum, 1809 nucleotides long. RefSeq names its product Malic enzyme, NAD-binding. The coding region runs from base 1 to 1809 and encodes 602 amino acids. Gene Ontology annotation, biological process: malate metabolic process; pyruvate metabolic process. Gene Ontology annotation, cellular component: mitochondrion. The record is from RefSeq and is a predicted model, not a curated record. The transcript is spliced from 5 exons. Gene Ontology annotation, molecular function: malate dehydrogenase (decarboxylating) (NAD+) activity; NAD binding. NCBI's taxonomy places the organism in Eukaryota, Fungi, Ascomycota, Eurotiomycetes, Eurotiales, Aspergillaceae.